GUUACUCAUUUCAUUUAUCACCUUACCACUUACAAUAGAUUAGAUAUAAAAUACUUAUUAUUAUGGAACAGCUAUGGCGUUUAAUACAAAUCAGUCUAGCGAAUAUCGCUCCACUUACGAACGUAUCUGUUGUGAAGAUAAGUGUUGUGCUAUAAAAUUUAAAAGUGAAAAUGAGAUGCAACCUAUCUAUGAAAACCUUUAUUUACAUCGCAGUCUUCGGUAUGAUAACGUUAUUAUAUUUAUCAUUAAACGAUAUAAAGACAAAAAAUGAUGUUCUACUAAACAAAAGAAUGGAAAGCUUGGAAAAUACUAUGGAUAAAAUAUUACGGAAGCUAAAUAAUAACAAUGAAAUAGUCAAAUCAAAUGCAAAUAGUAAAUCAGAAUUAAAAUACAUAUUGCAAUGGACAUCAUCGCGUAAUGUUCCAUUUGUUUAUAUGGGUGAAGGUCAAAAGGGUUUUAUUGAGAGAAAUUGCAGUUUUACGAAUUGUUAUGUGACUGGUAAUAGGACUUUCCUAGGCGAUUACACUAAGUUUGACGUGAUAGCGUUCGCUGGUCCGGAGGUAGUGAGAAUGACAAAACACGCGUUACCAGAGAGGAGAUCGCCUCACCAAAAGUUUGCAUUCGCUAGUAUCGAAUCCUCCGCCAACUAUCCAGUAUGCUCUGAUAAACUUGACAAUGUUUUCAAUUGGACAUGGACGUACAAACUCGAAUCCGAAGCUAAAUGGGGUUAUGUAGUAGUGAGAGAUGCAAAUGGCAAGAUAAUAGGACCUAAAGUAAACAUGCAAUGGUUGAAGCUAGCGGAAAUGGAACCAGUCAGUGAGGAAUUAAAAGAGAAAUUGAGAAAGAAAACCAAAGCAGCGGCAUGGUUUGUCUCGAACUGUUAUUCGAGGAGCGGUCGUGAAAAAUUCGUAAAAGAACUACAAGCGAUGCUCAAAAAAUAUAAUUUAGAGGUAGAUGUGUAUGGCAAAUGUGGUCCCUUGAAGUGUUCACAAAGUAAACAAGACGAUUGUAACAGAAUGUUGAGUGAUGAUUAUUAUUUCUACUUAUCGUUUGAGAAUUCGUUUUCUGAAGACUACGUUACUGAGAAGUUAUUGUACGGGCUACAACAUGACGCAGUGCCUAUUGUAUACGGUGGUGCCAACUAUACAAGAUUCAUGCCAGAUGGGAUUUACUUAAACGCAAGAGAGCUGGGAGCUGAAAGACUGGCAGCCAAAAUGAACGAGCUCAUACUAAAUCCAGAUUUGUAUGCAGAAUAUUUUAGAUGGAAGAAACACUAUUCAUAUUACAGAAGAUACGAGAGUAUAGAAACGGAUGACUACUGCAGCUUCUGUACUAUUCUGAAUAACGAAGAGUUAGUGAAAAGUACUAGUAUUUACGGAGACUUUCGACAUUGGUGGGACCCACCGGGACGGUGUUGAGUUAACGUGAAAAGAUGGACACUAGUAUUUUACUCAUUUAAUUUAUAAGUUAUUCGUGUUAAAAACGCAUUGAAGAACUGCAAAAAUAACGGUUUCUUGUGAGACUAUUAAGACCAUUUAAAACGCAUAGCGUUUAGGUAAUUCCGCGACAUCUUUUCAUCCGAAAUUCCUCAGUGCCUGAAGACGAAAGUCUUCAAACAGUUCGUGUUGCCAGUGAUGUUGCCACCUAUGGAUCGUAGACUUGGUCGUUAACUAUGGCCCUUAUUAGAAGGCUCAAAGUCACUCAGCGGGCGAUGGAGCGAGCUAUACUUGGGGUUUCUCUGCGUGAUCGAAUCAGAAAUGAGGAGAUCCUCAGACGAACCAAAGUCACUGACAUAGUUUAGCGAGUCGCGAAGCUGAAAUGGCAAUGAGCAAGCCACAUAGUUCGAAGAGCCGAUGGACGUUGGGGUCUCAAAGUGCUGGAAUGGAGACCCCGCACUUGAAAGCACAGUGUUGGUCGACCCCUCACCAGGUGGACUGACAGCAUCAAGCCAAUCGCAUGGAUUCAGUGCAGUGGACGUUCAUCGGCUGAUAUGAUGAUGUUGAUGAUAAGAUAUUUCGCCUCGACUAAAUGAUUUUCAGUGGCAGCCUGGAGUUGGGAAGUUGGUGGUGUUCAUCAACACCCUAAUACUUUCAUAAAAAAUAAGUUAAUAAUGACAAUGAUGAUGAUUAUACAAUUUGCAUAAUAAACGACUAAGCAUAACAAUGAUUGUAUAGAAAAGUGUUUUGUACUACUUUUGUACUAUUUUAAUACUUAUUAUAUUUGGGUUUGAGUAAGGUAUGUCGUGUCCCGGGUAGCGGUUAUGGGUGAUAAAUAAUAGUAGGCUCCACUGAUAAAACACUUAUAUUGACUAUCAGUUACAACGGUUAGGUAACGACUGGCGACAAACCGCCCGUAUCGACUUCAUUAUUACGAAAAUGCUUAAGUAGCAUUUUCAUUUACAAUUUAAUAAUUUUUGGAUGAAUUUUAAUUAUUACGAUCAUAAAAAUAGUCAAGAUAACACCAAUAGGUCGAGUUUAAAUUAAAAUUAAAAAAAAACUUAGUAAGCCAUUAUCUUUACUUACUCGUAGAUCUAGUAUGGUAGUAGGAAUAAAAUUGAAAUUUUUGAAAAGCCCCCGAAGGUCAUUAAAUUAUUAAUUACUCAGUCGAUCAAGUCAUCAAUAUUCUCUUUCAGUGCGCUUGCAUUUGAGACCCCAUCAUUAUCGACCCAUAUUCGGCUCACUGCUGCUCGAGUCUCCUCUCAGAAUGAGAGCUGUUAGGUCAAUAGUCCACCACGCUGGCCGUCUGCCUAUUUUAUAAGUCUAUGUAGAAUGUAAAUAGGUAGGGUACCUAUUGCUCAAGUAAAUGUGAACGCAGCGCAAUGGUAGGUACUCAUGGAAUAUUGAUCGCUUCACCGUCUGAUCGUCGUGUUCUGGAUAAGCACGUCUCUGUUCUCAACCGGCUCUCAAAUAUUAUACUGAAAUCCCAAAAUGUCGGCCAUUUUAAUGCCAGAAACGUAUUUGCGACAGAAAACGCUGUCUUUAUCCUCCUAGGUAAAGUAGCUGACCCAACAGAGGUUGUCCUUUCAUUUGGCUUACAUUGUUCAAUACGCUGUUAUUUUAGAACUUAUUUAUUGUUAAAUAUUAUGAAAAAUAAUAACAGAAAACCUCUAAAUUAAAACAAAGUGGUUGGAUCAAGCACUUUAUAUGAUUCCGUAGUUGUAGGUAUAAAGGUUGUAUGCCUAUACCUACGUCAAUUUUCAUCGUAUUUUGUACAAGAUGAGCCGCGGAUGUCUCUUAGUAAUACUAUAUCAUUAAUCUGUGCCAUUCAUUCAAUAAAGUGAUUCGAAAAUUUCCGACACCUUUGAUUUUGGCCUUUGGUUCAUUUUUUUUCUCUUCUUCUGUCGUAAGUGUUAGCAAAACAAACAAUAUUAUUAUUCAAACCCAUCAAACCGUUCUCGCCUUUUAGUUUGCGCUAUUUUCAUAUUGGUAUACCUAGUCUCCGACAGCCCCGUAAUUCCUGGGUCUGACAGCGAUUACGGUAACGGCGUGGCAAGGUGUGUUAGGGUUGGUUGAUCCCCCAUCAGGUGGAACCGAAUUCCUGCGACUGCUUGAUGUCGUCAUUAAGCGAGUCGCAGGGAUUCGCUGGAUGCAGGCGGCUCAGGAUCGUGAUGUUUGCAAGUCCCAACAAAAGGCCCAUGUCCUGCAGUGGACGUCUAUUAGUUGAUAUGAUGAUGAUGAUGAUGAUGAUGAUACCUAUAGUUUAUAGUGUUACGGUUAAAAGUGACUCUUAAACAGUUGGCGGUUUAACGAAAGCGUGCCGAUUUAUUAGUGUGACUACAACAUUAUUGCUGCCUUUGUUAGCAGUUUUAAUCCUGGGAACUUGUUAAUUUUUGACUACAAAAGAUUUUCUUUCAGGUUCGCGAUUUUAUACAUAGAUAACAAUACACCCAGUAGGUACCCAUAUUAUCUUGUAAAAUUAAUAAUGAACUUUUUAACAAACAAAAAUGUACCUACUUUUAAUUUUAAAUGGACUAUUGGAAAAUCAUGGAUGGUUGUUAAUCCAUCUACUUACUACAAAAAAGAUUUUUUUUGUAGUAAGUAGAUGACGGAGAAGGAGCCCCUUAUGUUUCAUCACCAUCAUAUCAGCCAUAUGCCUUUGCCAUAGACAUAUGCCUUUUGUAGAGACUUCCAGCGAAUCACUGCGACUAGCUUGAUGUCGUCAGUUAUCUGAUGAGGGGUUGGUUGUACCUAACUAUGAGAUUUUCUCUCUUUUAAGAAUUUUUUAACAGGUAAUGUCGUUCAACUUUAUCACCCUAAGCACGUCAACCCACAGUCUCUGUGAGUGUUUAUUGGUUAAAAACGAGGCGUCUAUUUACGGACGUUGUUACCAACGACUGGACCAUUGGCGUAUCUAGGAUUGUUUCAAUUAACAAUUAAUUUGGGGUGAGCCUACAUAUCUACAUAUCAAUUAACAGAGACGACACUUAAUAUAAUUUAGUUAACAAUAUUUGUGGACGCAAACCUAUGAAA
Molecule: messenger RNA, 4469 nt
Organism: Bicyclus anynana (squinting bush brown)
Lineage: Eukaryota; Metazoa; Arthropoda; Insecta; Lepidoptera; Nymphalidae
Product: alpha-(1,3)-fucosyltransferase C-like
Exons: 2
Coding region: 171-1418 (415 amino acids)
Cellular component (GO): membrane
Molecular function (GO): alpha-(1->3)-fucosyltransferase activity
Source: RefSeq, a predicted model, not a curated record